This is a messenger RNA of Knipowitschia caucasica, 876 nucleotides long. NCBI's taxonomy places the organism in Eukaryota, Metazoa, Chordata, Actinopteri, Gobiiformes, Gobiidae. The record is from the annotation of a GenBank genome assembly.
AUGGCGGCUCAAAUCCGUACUUUGGUGUCGUCCCAGUGGCUUUUAGAAGCCAUCAGAAACAACCGCAUUAGUCCAAAGCUGCGGAUCCUGGACGCGUCGUGGUAUCUCGCCAAAACCAAGCGGGACGCCAGAGCGGAGUUCGCCCAGUCGCAUAUAAGCGGAGCCUCCUACUUUGACAUCGAUGAAUGCUGUGAGAAGAGCUGCGGGGAUCUGGAUCACAUGCUGCCGUCUCCAGAGCGCUUCUCUCAGUACGUGGAAGCGCUCGGCGUCGGGAACGACACGCAUGUGGUAGUGUACGACACUCAUAACUUUGGGGCGUUCAGCGCGCCCCGCGUCUGGUGGAUGUUCCGUCUGUUUGGCCACAGCGCGGUGUCUGUUCUGGACGGAGGGAUGAAGCACUGGCUGCACAGUAACUACCCCGUGACUGCAGAGUACACUGCCCCCGAGCCGAACACUUUCUCCGCCUCUUUCAACCCGUCCUGGGUGAAGACGUAUGAAGAUAUUCUGCAGAACAUCCAUGCGAAGGCAGUGACGGUCGUAGAUGCCCGGUCUGCGGGCAGGUUCAAAGGCACAGAGCCAGAGCCCAGAGAUGAUGUACUGCCUGGCCAUUACCCUGGUACUGUCAACAUACCGUUUUACUCUCUUCUGGACCAGUCUGGGAAAAUGCUUCCGUUGGAAAACUUGGCAAAGAUUUUUAAAGAGGCAGAUGUGGACGUCCAGAAGCCCUUGUGGGCCACCUGUGGCUCAGGCGUCACGGCGUGUGUGGUGAUACUGGCUGCUCACCUGCUUGGACACCCGGGCGCCUGUCUGUACGAUGGCUCCUGGACUGAAUGGUUUAAAAGAGCACCUCCUGAAUACAUCAUUUCUGAAAAAUGA